CGGCGGGAGCGAGGUGGAGCGGGUGACGGGGCCGCGGAGGGACGGGAGGGGACUGGACCGGAGCGAAGCGAGCGCAGGAGACGAAGGCCCGUGGCCGCCUGCUCGCCGUUCAGCCGCCGCACCGCGGGCCCUGAACCGUCGCCCCGCCAACUCUUCAUCCCCCGCUUCCCCCCCCCCCCCCCUCCAAAACUCCGGACCGUCAUCAUGGUGAAGCACGUAGAAAACCUGGCGGAAUUUGAGACAGAACUGGUAGGUGCUGGUGUCAAGCUUAUAGUGGUUGACUUUUCUGCCACGUGGUGUGGACCGUGCACAAUGAUCAAGCCCUAUUUCCAUAGUCUGUCUGAGAAGUAUAGUGAUGUGGCGGUGUUCAUCGAAGUUGAUGUGGAUGAUGUGCCGGAUGUUGCUGCGCACUGCGAUGUGAAGUGCAUGCCAACGUUCCAGUUCUACAAGAAUGGAAAGAAGGUCCAUGAGUUCUCUGGAGCCAACAAGGAGAAGCUGGAAGAGACCAUUCAAAGACUAGCUUAAUCUCCACCCAUGGACACACUGAAACAUGAUUGGCAAAGUUAUACCCUGUAACUUUUCUUAAAAAAAAUGAGAACAGAGUGGUGGAAACUAUCCUCUUGGUCUAUGUAAGGGAGUACAUUAAAGCGCAUAUUCUUCA
Messenger RNA from Tyto alba (common barn owl), 661 nucleotides. RefSeq names its product thioredoxin (gene TXN). Lineage: Eukaryota; Metazoa; Chordata; Aves; Strigiformes; Tytonidae. The record is from RefSeq and is a predicted model, not a curated record. Gene Ontology annotation, molecular function: protein-disulfide reductase activity. The coding region runs from base 205 to 525 and encodes 106 amino acids. The transcript is spliced from 5 exons.